GCGGCGUCUGUAUGCAGGUACUGUGUCUUGACAGGUGGCGAGUAGCUUUCGCGAGAUCGAGCCCGAGACGCAAUUCCGAGGAUCGAACUGAUAUAACAUCGCCAUCGUUGUUCGGAUCAAGGAAAACGAGGACACCAUUCGGAGGAAAAUGUCAAAGAUCGAGGAGGCGAACGAGCACAUACGCCAGGCUGAAAAAGCCUUAAAACCCACUUUCCUGAAGUGGAGACCUGAUUACGAGGUAGCAGCUGACGAGUACUCACAUGCAGCAACAUGCUUUCGAAUAGCCAAGUCGUAUGUACAAUGUAAAGAUUGUUUAGUGAAGGCAGCUGACUGUUUUAAACAAUCCAAAGCAUGGUUCCAUGCAGCAAAGAACAUCGAGCAAGCUCUGCUUAUUUGUAAGGAAAUGGGAGAUCUAUCCGAAGUAUCCAAAUUAGCUCACAGUGCCUGUGGCCUUUAUCAGCAACACGGUUCCCCUGAAUCAGGUGUUGGCGCUCUCGAUAAGGGAGCUAAGAUGUUAGAAACUACAGAUCCCCAUCAAGCUCUGGAUUUGUAUAAACGCGCGGCUGAGAUAAAUAUGGGCGAGGACAAUCCGCGGAACGCAGCGGAGUACAUGAGCAAAGCUGCAAGAUUGUAUGUGAAGCUGCAAAUGUAUGAUGAAGCAGCGCACGCGAUACGUCGCGAGAUCGGCAUGUAUCAGGACAUCAAGCUUUGGAAUUCACUUGGGAGACUUACUGUGGCAUUGGUGUUGGUACAAUUGGCGCGGGGCGAUCAAGUCGCGGCCGAGAAGGCCUUUAAAGAAUGGGGCAACUACUGCGAAGCCCCUGAGGUACAAACGUUGGAAACGCUGCUGCAAGCAUACGAUAACGAGGAUGCGGAUGCAGCUCGGGCAGCCCUUAAUAGUCCCUUUAUCAAACACAUGGACGUGGAGUACGCCAAGUUAGCGCGAGGUUUGCCUUUACCCCAACAGGAAUACGCUAUUCCACCUGCCGGAGUGAGAGCUAAUGCCGCGGAAUCCUACGUUUCUCCUAAUUCUUCCAAGAUCGAUGGUCAAGCUACCGUCGAAGCGGAAGUUAAUAAGAGUGGAGUUAGCGAAACUAGUCAAUCAACGGAGAGAAAACCAGAAGUCGCAUCACCGCCGAAAUCGACAGAAAACCAGGAAGAAGAGGACGAUUACGAGGAGGGAGGCCUAUGCUAAUCGUCUUUACAUGUAAAAAAAUAGUCCUGUAUUACUUUUAAACUUUUAACCAUGUAACGCAUGUAUAUUGAGCGUUUCAUCGAAACAUUAUUCGCUUCAAGAGAAAUUUAUCUUUCUGCUUAACUCUUAAAAAAACAUUUAACUCCCAGAAUUAAAUUAAGAGUGCGAAUAUGCGAAAAGGCAUAAAACAAUAUUGAUUAUUUUUUUAUUUAUAUCUUAAAUUUUUAAUAACGACAGUACGUCGAUCAGGUCAAUUCACUUGUCGGUAAUUUUUUUCUCUAUAGAAUUUUUUAUGAAAGUUCCAAAAUUCUAAUAUCUAUUAUUUUAAUUAGAUUAAAUUUUAUAUUAUAUUUUAAAUAGAAAAUUAAAAAAGUUAAAAAUAUAUAAAAAAUAAUUUCCGUUGAAAAAACUUUAUAUGCAUGUAUUCUCAUGUAAUGUAUUCUCUUAUAAUCUCUUGUAAAGUCAUAUAUCAUAUGUGUAUAUGUGUGUGUGUAUGUGUGCAUAAUGUUCCAGAAAUGAAAAAAAAAUUAUCUUCUUUGAUUGUGACAAUCUAUAAAAAGUAUUUCAGAUCUUUACACAAAUUAUAUCUAAAGUAUUUUUCUUUUUCACGAUCACAAUCAAAGGAGAAAAAUAUUUUGACAACUCAAUUUUCUGAUUGAACAUCUUGUAUAUAACGAUGUCGCAAUAACAAAUAGAAAGACAUCUGCAUUUUAUUUUUAUUUCUACAUGCGUGCGCGGGCGCGUGUGUGUAUGUGUGUGUG
Monomorium pharaonis (pharaoh ant) is the source of this 1956-nucleotide messenger RNA. Its product is annotated as gamma-soluble NSF attachment protein. Bases 149 to 1195 code for a protein of 348 amino acids. Gene Ontology annotation, cellular component: SNARE complex; vacuolar membrane. Gene Ontology annotation, molecular function: soluble NSF attachment protein activity; syntaxin binding. The transcript is spliced from 8 exons. Gene Ontology annotation, biological process: intracellular protein transport. Lineage: Eukaryota; Metazoa; Arthropoda; Insecta; Hymenoptera; Formicidae. The record is from RefSeq and is a predicted model, not a curated record.